Messenger RNA from Zeugodacus cucurbitae (melon fly), 1694 nucleotides. Its product is annotated as ubiquinone biosynthesis O-methyltransferase-like. Bases 111 to 1019 code for a protein of 302 amino acids. Gene Ontology annotation, biological process: ubiquinone biosynthetic process. Lineage: Eukaryota; Metazoa; Arthropoda; Insecta; Diptera; Tephritidae. The record is from RefSeq and is a predicted model, not a curated record. Gene Ontology annotation, molecular function: 2-methoxy-6-polyprenyl-1,4-benzoquinol methyltransferase activity. The transcript has 5 exons.
CUUUAUUAUCUGUUAUAUUCAGCACGUUAACAGUGUAAUAAAAUAUUUAAGCGCUCACUUUACCUUUUAAGUGUUGUAAGGAUUAAGCAUACGGUUCAUUCAAAAGCAAUAUGUCGUUGAGAGCAGUCAGAAUUUUGCCAACUUUACUGCAAGCGCAAAGGUGUUUUUUGCAAAAUACGCUUAGUAAUUAUCGACACGCACAAACAACUUCAAAUACAACUUAUACAGCAACACCGAAAGCAACAAGCAAUGAAAAGGCUUUUAACGCCAGCACACAAAAAGAGAUUGAUCAUCAUGCGGCGUUAUCAGCGGCUUGGUGGGAUUUAAAUGGUCCGUUACAUGGUUUACACAAGCUUAACGAAAUAAGAGUACCUUUCGUGUGUAAUGGCUUGAGUGCAAAAGGUUUCAACGACACUUUGAGUUUGAAAAAUAAAAGUGAAGUGCUACAAGGUGUAAAUAUAUUAGAAGUCGGUUGUGGUGGCGGCAUAUUAACGGAAGCAUUAGCACGUCAAAAUGCCAAUGUAACCGGCGUUGACUUGGGCGAAGAUGUCAUAUUAACGGCACAGCAACAUUUAAAGGAACACAGUCCCGCACUAAUAGAGCGUAUAACAUAUAAAACAGAGUCCAUAGAGGAGCAUGCAGCAAAAUAUACCAAUCAUUAUGAUGCAGUUGUGUGUUCAGAGGUGUUGGAACACAUUGACGAGAAGGAAGCUUUCUUAAAGGAUUGCGUUAAGGCUUUAAAGCCAGGUGGUUCCAUAUUUAUAACGACCUUGAAUAAAACCGUACGACUGUGGGUCAAAGGCAUUAUUUUAGGAGAAUACGUAUUUGGUGUGGCACCGAGAAAUACACAUCACUGGCGUAAACUGAUAGCACCAGAAGAUGUAAAGCAAAUGCUAACUGCAUUAAAUUGUCAGACUAUAGCGCUGAAUGGCUUCGCUUACGAUGUGUUUCAGAAGCGUUGGCGUUGGAUUGAUACUACCAAAAUGAGCUAUGCUCUACACGCUACUAAAGCUGUUUAAAUUAUUUUGAAACUGUUAAUGUAAAGCUUUCUACACUAAAAAUAAGUUAAAUUUACCUUGUUUAAAUUAAAAUUGUAUAUGAAAACCAUAAACCAUUAUCACCCAGUACUCAAUGUUGUUGUCGCUCUGCCAACAAAAUAUAACAUAACCAACACAAACACUACAAUAUAACCUUUUUUGCAUUUGCUGGCAGCAAUCACUAUGCACUUUCUGCUUUUUGUUUAGCACUAUUUGUAAUUUAAUUUAAUUAAUUUUGAAUUUUUAUUUGACUGUGAAGUUCUACUCCAGCCGGAUAUAUGUAUACUAAUGUCAAAAUGAACACAAGGCUCACAAUAUAUUUUAAAAUUACACAUGCAUUUAUAGCUGUCUCAGCAGAUAAAUUCAUUUAUUUUCAUUCAUAUAGAGAAAACACAACAAAAUCAUUAAAUUAAUAUUAUAAUUAUUGUAUCAAAUGUAUAAUAUUGUUGCAAUUGUACUGCACAGUUUAUCUUGUUCUCUUGUUGUGCCUCGAAUAUGGCAACCUGCCGGCAGCACGAUUGAUUGUCAUUUCCAUAUGAUCUGUAUUUAUUUAUUUCAAAAUGCAUAAAGUGUAUUAAAUGUAAAAUUUUAAUUAGUGUGUUUAAAAGUGUAGAAUUCGAUAUUAUUUGCAAUAAUAACACAUUAAAGAACUCAAAA